UGUCAAGAUGUCACAAUAAAAAAACAAAUGGGCAAAUAGCAAACAGAAUGAAUAAAAACUGAUCGUAUUUAGAGUUCAAGAAGGAAUGAGCCGUUUUUAGUCCGCAGUAAGGUUAUUCUUGGAGAUGUAAAAGACCACACUUGACCUUUUGGACUGGAGUGCGUCGCGGUGUUUGACGAUGGUGUAGGAAGACUACGUGAGUCAUGGAAUCUCCUCCAUCGAGCUCAACCUGGUCAGAUGCUUUUAUUUUAAGCGACGACAGUGGUCUGCUGCUCACCAAUGGCUCAGCCUCUAGUGGGAGCGGUAGUUGUGAAAGUAGGAAUGGUGGUAGAAGAAUACCCUUUGAGUUUCAGGACAGCGACUGCGAAGAAAAGUCUCUCUCCCAAGAUGAGUCACUUGAUGACUCGUCUGACAUAAUGUGUGGGGAAAACUUCAAUACUUUGAAAAAGGGCCCUCAUUGGACAGAUUUCACAACAAAACAUUCUGCGUCACCCAUCGAGCCACCUCCAGAAUUUCAGGACAGGCCCAACUACUCAAUGAUAGAAUAUUGUGAGAAGUUGACAGGUCAGAUCAUCAGGCAGGCUUUGCUUGAGUUCAAGGAUGGUGAAUUGAAAAGGCUGCGGCUUCUGACUCAUAUCCAUAGGCCCCUACAUCAUCUACUUGGAAGACCUUACUUCACAACAGAAUUUAUACCUUUCAGUCCAUGUCAUCAUAUUGGCAGACCAAGCUCCAGGAGUUCCCUUGGGUCAUCUAGGUUAUCCAGUUCGCAUAACUCCCUUUCCGUUCCAACGGCUCACAAAGUAGACGAUUCUACUUUCAUAACGCAGGCUGUAUCCCAUGACACGUUAUCGCCGCAUCAGAUCAGCGACCUCUACACGGUACCUUUUGACAGUGAUGUGUACGCUGUUCCUGUGGACGUAGUGAAACCUACGCCACCGGUUGUGUCUAUAGCGAAACCGAAAAAAUUGCAACCAUUUGCCAAGAAAAGGCAGCGGCGCAAUACUGCCGGGGGAGCGUGUAGAGAGGUAGAUCAGAGAUGCGCUGCUAAUGCUGUUGAAACAGAAGUGGUCAGGAAGAGCAGUUGUAAGGCAAGCGAUAAGUCUCAAUGCUACCAGAACGACAAUAAAAGGCAUAGUGUGGCAGGUACUUCGACUCACAUACAGGGCGAACCUAUUCACAUGACUCUUCAAGAAGUGAGGCAGUAUCUGCAGACACUCUACUCCAGUUCGUCGGACUCGUCUGAAGCACAGGAGAAAAUUUAUAAGCCCAAAGCAAAACUACUACUUACCAACAACAAUAAAUAUACUGUAAAUACUAGUAUGAUAAGCAAAGAAAUGAUAAAUAACAGCAGUAGGUCGAAGAAAAAUACUUUUCUUAUCAAUAUAAAAACAAAAAAGUGAAAGAUUCCUGUGAUACUCUUAGGAAGCAGAUAAAUACCUCUCCAACAAAGAAGGAAGAAAAGAGAAAAAAGUCACCUGCAAAAAACGCUAGGUUAUUUUCUUUCAAGCAGACGUUGUGCAAUAUGUUUAAAUUUAGGAGAUAUGUUUCACCGGAACGUAUCAGCAAAAAAUCGUAUAGCAAUAGCAGCGACAAUGUUUUGGAAGACUCUCAUAACAACAUAACGAGUAGAGCAUUGCCACCUUUGCCUAUGAGGCAAGAGACUGAAGACAAGAAAGAUAAUGAACAAACGUUGGACUUCGCUACUAGCAUACAGAGGGUAAAAGAUUAUGGUUGGUACUGGGGUCCAAUCUCAAGCGAAGCAGCAGAAAAAAUAUUGUCCAACGAGCCUGAUGGGUCGUUUAUAGUGCGUGAUAGUAGUGACGAUCACUACAUUUUUUCAUUAACGUUCAAAUUGAACAAUUGUGUUAGACAUGUUAGGAUAGAACAUGAUCAGGGUAACUUUAGUUUUGGAAGUUGUACAAAAUUCAAGUCUCAGACUAUUGUAGAAUUCAUUGAGAAUGCGGUCGAGCAUUCACGCAGUGGUCGAUACUUAUUUUUCCUUCAUCGGCGGCCUGUGAUUGGUCCCGUUCGAGUCCAGUUGUUGCAUCCUGUUUCGAGGUUUAAGCAAGUGCAGAGCCUGCAGCACAUGUGUCGAUUCGUAAUCCAUAAGAACGUUCGUCGUGACCUCAUUGCCCAUCUACCCCUACCGCGGCGGAUGAUCGACUACCUGAAUACCCCCCACUACUACUCGGAGCACUUUGCCGCCGAUUUUUCAGCUGGAGACGAAGAUUGCCCCGUUUCGAUGUCUGGUAGCAGUUCCAGCGAUUCCCCUCGACCCCCUCUUGAACCUUUAGUUGAGAGUGGCACUCCUCCUGUGACAGGGGUGGUCAGCAACUACGUUGUAGUUAGGAAUGGGGGUAGUACACAACACGCAAGAGAAUAAUACGAGGGUGUAUCGAGGUUUGUGUAUUCUAGGCCGAAAAUACAGAUUUCUUCCGCAGGUACAUACUGAAACAGUCCGACGGUACCAUUAAUUUGGAUUUCACUUAUGGGUGUCCCAAAAGUAUGGACACCACCAAAUAACUCUGAAUCUAAAGAAUUUUAAAUACAAAAGUUGUAGGAAAUCAAAUGGCGCACCUUGAGGUGCAUUUCAAGGGCAAGUGGAUUUUUUCAAAUGGGAACCUCCCAAAAAUAGAACGCCAAAAAAUUCCAUUUCAACGGUAUAAUGUACUAGAUAUAGAUGUUAUUUCAAGUUCAACUGUUUGAAUGUUGAAAAGCAGCGGAUAGCUGGAAAAAAGAUAUUAAAGAAGCACUUUCAAUUCGAAAAUUCCAGGACACACAACAGCACGUCUGAUGGUGACCUUCAUUCUGACCUUGGCUAAGACCUUGACGGUAAAUUCAAGUCAAAUUUAUUUUGUCACAUGGAAACAGGACAGAUAGACUUUGCUAGUGGAAAAAGAGAUCUUGGACUGAUUCUUCAAGAUAUUGAGGGAAUACUAUUUCAUACUAUACUGAAACAGUCCAAGGGUACCAUAAAUUUGGAUUUCACUUAUGGGUGUCCCAAAAGUAUGGACACAACCAAACAACUCUGAAUCUAAAAAAUUUGUAGGCAAUCAAAUGGCGCAUCUAGGGGUAACUUUGGAUUUGACAUUGACAUCCACCUUGAAGUUCAUUUCAAGGGCAAGUUGAUUUUUUCAAAUGAGAACCUCCCAAAAAUAGAACGUCAAAAAAUUCCUUUUCGGCGGUAUAAUAUCAUAGGGGCUAAAUCUAGAUAUAGAUGUUAUUUCAAGGUCAAAUGUUGGAAAGUUAAAAAACAGCGGAUGGCUGGAAAAAGGGUAUUAAAGAAGCACUUUCAAUUUGAAAAUUCCACGACACGCAACAGCACAUCUAAUGGUGACCUUCAUUCCGACCUUGGAUAAGACCUUGAAGGUAAAUUCAAGCUCAAAUUUAUUUUUGCACAUGGAAACAAUACAGAUAGUCUUUGCUAGUGGAAAAAGAGAUCUUGGACUGAUUCUUCAAGAUAUUGGCCACUAAAUGCAAGACAGGCUAAUGUCCUACCAGUGAAGGCGAGCCAGGUUGGCGUGCAGUAUUCGGCCAGUAAAGGCAAGACAGGAUGUCUAAAAACUGUUUUAUUAUAAUUAGUUUUCUCCGUUUUGUGACUUGAGUAUGUUGCACCUUGUUCACGUUUAUUUUAUAUUUCAAAACAUCUUGAUCGCAUUUCCAAGAGAGACCUAGAGUCUUAGUUUCGUGAUCUUUGUUUGCUGAAAAUUCCACAAUAUUUGGCGAAUAUUCGUUGCCUGAAUCAUUUGUUAAGUUUUUACUAUUAGAUUUCCACUUUCUCAGGUCAAAUCCCCGCUGGAGUAAUAUCCGUGAAAUCUGAUCUUUUAUAUAAUUAGCUUCAUCUUCAGUAUUCACACAAGUUAAUAAGUCAUCGACAUAUCGUUUCGGAUGAUCUUCGAUAUAGUUGGGUGCUUCGCACUCAUCAGCAAUUUGAUGUAAACAUCUGAUCGCUAAAAAGGAUGCCGCUGUAGUUCCGUAUGUGACGGUAUUCAAUUGAAAUGUUCUAAGUGGUUCAUUGGGGUUUGAACGCCAUACAAUUUUCUGUAAUGUAAUUUACGCUGAUCAGGAUUCAUCAAUACUUGUCUGUACAUCAUCUUUAUAUCACUAGACAGUUCAACGAAUCGCAAACGAAAUCUAAUAAUGAUGUUGAAAAGAUCUUGCUGAAUGAUAGGACCUGUCAUCUGUAAAUCGUUCAAAGAUAAACCGCUAGAUGUAGGCGCCGACGCAUUAAACACAACGCGCAAUUUAGUCGUGCAGCUGGAUUCUUUCAGCACCCCGUGGUGCGGCAUAAAAUAUUCCGUAUCAUCCUUUUCAUCGCACGUGAUGACAUAUGUCCCAAAUUCGCGUAUUGAUCUAAGAAGUCUGUAUAUAACUUCCGGAAUUUUUCAUUGGUUAUUAACUUUCGUUCAAGCGAUAUGAAUCGUAAGUUUUGCCGGAGAGUCCUUAAGUAGAAGAGAUAAUAUCUACCUUCUUCAGAAGUUGUCAAGUGGAUUACGAAAUGUUCUUCGCAUAAAGUCUCUUCUCCGACCAGGGUUUUUUUUAUCUACUUCCUGAACUUCCCACAAUUUAGCUAGUUGAUCUUGGAUCAAAAGAUUUCUGGUCAACCCACAAUGCGAUUUUGUUGUAGGUAUAUCUGUUACGGGUAAAGUUAGAAUAAUGAUUAAACUUAGGUUUACCCGGGUAAACUGCACAAUACGCAGACAACAUGGGUAAAGUGCAAAAUAUUACUGAAAUUGUAAAUGUUUCGAACUUUACCCGGGUAAACCACGUUCUGUCCACUUUCGUGUGGUUAAUGUUAAAAAAUAACGCCAUAAAUGUUUUAAAAACACAUUUUAUUGAAAGAACAGAUUUUAAAAAACAAAGGUUACACUGAAACUGUAUCCUAACAAAGUACAAGAUACUAGAAUCUAUUUGUUUAAACAAGAUAAGCUGUUAUGACAUUUUGAGUUACAAAGAUUUCCAAUAGCCUUACAUUUACACUUAUUGCUUAUGCAUUUAGUUUUACAGUUGCAUCGUUUGUAACCUUGACCUCCUAAAAGAGAUUGUUAGUUUGCAAGUUGUCGUGAAGUUUCCAUAUCUACAAGUUUCUCAUUACAUGGUUGGUUCCUGGAAAACAUCUCCUCGAUAGUUGCUCUCUUGUUUGCUAGCUUAUAAAAAUCGUCGUCAGUUUUUUUCGAUUACUGUCAUGAGAACAUUUCUAAAUUCACCCCUCCCUCUAUCAACGUCUGGAAUUUUCACUCUCACUGUAUCUCCAACAGAACAUGGCGGAAACUUUGAAUUAGACAAAUCUUUCAUUUUCUUUGCUAGAUUUUCUAAAUUUCGAUUUGCCUCUAGUCUGUUUGACCGUAUGUUUUUUUUGCACAAACAAAGUUCACAACAUAUAUUCCUCGAUGUACUUGGUUUGUCAUACUCUGAACAUUUCUAAGUUUCCAUAUUACCAGCGUUUUCUCUAUAAUUGUUGUUGAUAUUUUGCAUAUUUCCAUCUUCAGUAAUCUGUUCUUGCAUGUUAUCUGUUUCUAGGUUACUGUCCAUAGAUUGGUCUUCAUUUCGUUCUUCUUAAAGCUCUUCACCUACACCAAAUUCCUCCACAACUUUCUCGAGCUCUUCUUCGGUUCGUACAUUUUCAUUAGCUUCUUUUGGAAACGCUGAUGUGGAUAGGCCGAGUUUAAUAUAAUGCCCAAACAUGGCAGCAUAAGGAGCUUGUUUUAUCCCGUCAUGGUAUGUCCUAUUUUUCAUUAACUGGACAAAUCUUAUACCUUCUGACCAUCGCCUGCAGUUUUCAUCAUCCAUCCACGUCAUAAGCAUAUUUUGUAUAUCUUGAUUUGCUCUUUCCACGCUGCCUUGUGACUGACUAUGACGUGGUUUGCCAUGGACUAUUUUAAGGCCACUCCACAUUGUACAUAACCAUUCAAUGACACGGUUGGCCAACUCACGGCCGUUGUCCGAUUGUAGUAUGGAUGGGGCGCCGAAAAUACAAAAUAUGUCUAUCAGGCUCUUAGCUACUUCCUCAGCCCUUUUCGGUGUUAAUGCACGUAUUUGAGGCACAGAGAUAAUGAUAUGCUUGGAUGUCGUUGAUUUGCGCAUUAUUGUGAAUCAUAGAUUCGAACAUGUCUUUAAAACCCAUCCAUUUGGGCAGUUUGAUCUCGGGUAACUUAAUACCCUCCAUUGCGAUCGGUUUUUCAUGUUGAGAAGAACAAGAACGUAUAGAAUUGUUAUCAAAACUUUGUAGUGUACACUUCGCGUUUGAUAUUAUAGUGUAAUAUUUGUUUUCGAAGUCUUCCCGGACUGUAAACUGUUCCUCUACGUCUUCUACUUCACAUUCAAUCUGGGACUGUACUCCAUCAAACCCAGAAAGUAGAGCUUCAGCGUUAUUUAUACGUUGCUCCAAUUCGACUAUCCUUGACUUGCCCCUCGUAUCAUCAUCCAAGCUUUCAAAAUCGAAUAUGUAUUUCUCAAAAAGCGUCAAUUUCGCAUUAAAUACAUACACCGCGUCGUCUUAUCAAGGCUCUAACAUCAGAAACCUCUGAUUCAGUCAUCGUCUUUACGUAUAUAAAUCGUGAAUAAAGUGCAGAACAUUCAACGAAAUGUGUGGACUGUAUGGACUGUACUAUAUAAUGUAUCAAUGAACGUGUUAAAUAACAUAAACGACUUGAAGUAUUUAAUGUACUAAACGAAUUAAAAUAUGCACUAGAGGAAGCAACGUAUUAAAUGUGCACUAGGGCAAAUAAUGUAUUAAAUGUGCACCAGGGCAAAUAGUGUAUUAAAUGUGCACUAGGGCAAAUAAUGAUUCGUAUUUGAGUCAAUACUGAAUAGGAAAGUGAUAAACGUUCAACGUAUCUUGAUCGCUGCGCUCGGGGAAAAGGGGCUGCUUGGCUUCCACCGGCAGUUUCUCUUUUCAGAUGAACUAUUUCGUGUUUUCCAUAGAUCCCAACAGGCUCGAAGGUCCAUGUUGCGUGUUGUAGAGAAAUAGGCACUGGUUCUAGGUUUUGGGUUUAUCCAAAGUUACAAUGCUAAUGUGAUUUUGCAAUAUAAAAAAUGAUGCGUAUGUCUGUGACCAAAACGGCGGCGUCUUCAUGUGGCCCCACUCCAGCGAUCAAUGGCACUCAGUGGCGGGACAUGUAGGGCGCUUCACGUAGUGGCAGGAUAUGAGGUUUACGGAACACACAGUUUAACAUUUUCUCCAUUUAAUUUGAC
Molecule: messenger RNA, 7194 nt
Organism: Acanthoscelides obtectus
Lineage: Eukaryota; Metazoa; Arthropoda; Insecta; Coleoptera; Chrysomelidae
Source: the annotation of a GenBank genome assembly